AUUUCGCCCCGCAGCGUUGUUUCCUUCCGGACGACAUCCUCCACCUCUCGAAACUCAACACUCGUAUUAUCAAGACUUACAAAUACGCAAAAAUGGAUGACCUCGCUUCCGCAUUCUCCGGGCUGCCUUACUUCAACCCGAUGAUGAUGAUGAACAAGAGCGAGACUAGCGCGACGCGUCGUCUUCUUCAGUGUACCGGGUUCGGUCUGUACAUGAACGACAUCUCGUCCAAGUUCGCGCCGCCCGCGACCCGUGCGCCGGAUUUGCCGCCAGACGCCUUCGCCGCGCGCAGGACGAUCGUGGACCAGGUCGCGCACUGGUGCGAGACAAACAAGAGCGACUCGAGCGUGGAGUGGGUUCCGAUCAUGUAUUUGUACGAGCUUGUCAAGGGGUCGGCGAAACGUGCGCGAGAUUGGGGGCACAUGCUCUUUACCGAGCCGACCCUCUCUCAGUUCCUCAUCGUUAUGAUCAUGCCGGAGCCUUGCGACUGCGGGAACUACUCGCACCACGACUACGACGCCAUGACCAAGUACCAAGCCGAUCGCAUGAUGUCCCUUCUCACAUACCUGCACGAAGCGUGGGACUGGGGCAACAAGCCUAAUUGGGUCCGCGCAACCUACACCACGCCCAACCGUAGCUUCAAAAUCGACCCCGCUGUCCUCCCCGGAGUCAACAAGUCCGUGACGCCUUCCAAGGGCGCGCCCCCGAUUUUCCAUGUCACACAGGAGUCUUUCUCGCCGACGCUGCUGGAGGGCGAGAUCGAGAAGAUCGACAACGUGUGCACGCAGGGGCAGGAGACGCGGGCGGGCCCGGCGGUGGUGGAGGCGGCGCGCAAGCGGGUGCUGGGCUCGAAGGAGGACAGGCCGGACGUGGGCGACGCGUGGAUGAACAAGAACCCGAGGGAGUGCGCGAACUGCCAAUUGGUCAAGGAUAAGGCAUUGCUGAUGUGUGCGAGGUGCAAGCUGGUGCACUACUGCAGCAAAGAAUGUCAAAAGGCGCACUGGCCGAACCACAAGAUAUGGUGCAAGACGGCGAGCGUGACCGCCUCUGCGUCCUGAACACUGCUGCAAGUCCACCCGGAUAUUCUGUUCUGCUCAUACAUAUUCGACACUUUCCCGAUCUACAACUCGUGUACUUUCCUUGUAGCAUGCCUGUACAUGUAUUCCUGGCCCCAAAGCGGCGCUGUCUGCAUCGACAUACCACCGCCAUCACAGCCGUCGGCGCUGCUCAGCUUGGUGUGCACGUCGGGUGAAGAGCGCCCGAGAUCCGUCCAGUACAUAUACAGCUGACGUCAGAAGGCACUGCUAUAUUGUGGCUUGG
Messenger RNA from Rhodofomes roseus, 1320 nucleotides. RefSeq lists its product as uncharacterized. The record is from RefSeq and is a predicted model, not a curated record. Lineage: Eukaryota; Fungi; Basidiomycota; Agaricomycetes; Polyporales; Fomitopsidaceae. The transcript is spliced from 7 exons. The coding region runs from base 93 to 1058 and encodes 321 amino acids.